Coregonus sp. 'balchen' is the source of this 21635-nucleotide messenger RNA. The record is from the annotation of a GenBank genome assembly. NCBI's taxonomy places the organism in Eukaryota, Metazoa, Chordata, Actinopteri, Salmoniformes, Salmonidae.
AGGGAGGGACCAAUGAAAAUGGCGGCGACAGGGUCCGCAAGAUCCACUAGUGGAUUGGGGCAAAAAUGCAAAGCCAGGGCCGCCGAUAUGCUGAAAACUCGGACACAUUCACAGCUGCUGACUCUGGACGAGGCAAGGUGUCCGGUUUGUUCGGAGAUUUUAUUGGAGCCCGUAACUAUGCCAUGUAGCCACUCGGUGUGUCUGCACUGUUUCAAGCGGACAGUGGAAUUUACCAGUUUGUGCUGUCCCCUCUGCCGGCUGCGAGUAUCCAGUUGGGCCCGUAAACAGUCCCGGGAGAAAAGCCUAGUAAACAUCGAACUUUGGGAAAUUGUUCGAAAGAGUUAUCCACAACGAUGCAAGAGGAGAAUGGAGCAGAGAGACUGUGAGACUGGUGGAGAAGGUAUGCUUUUUUGACAACAUCAAUUCCGUUUUAGGCUAUGCUGUAGGGUACAUACAUUUGUGUAUGUCGUAAGGAUUUUGUCCAGUCUUCUUAAUUUGUUUCCUAUUAUAGACUACCUGCCAUUAUGGUAACGAACACAAAGUAGUAAAGCAUUUUGGGCUAUCUUUUUUUUAUUCGCGGCAAACAUUGUAACUGACAGUGGUGCUGUCAUUCCGUGUUGGCAACAACACUGCAGUGCAUACAGUUUAAUGUUGGUCUUCUUGUAGGUAACAAUAGUGUGUUACUUUGUUUUACAACGAUAUCAUUGGGAAUUAGAACGGUUUCUGUUACACUGUAACAAAUUCUAUUCAACUCGGGGCUAUACGUUUUCCCGUACGCGCCUUGAAUGGUCAUUCCAUAGAACCAAGAGGCUCUUGUACAAACAAGGCUGGAGAGAGAACAAGACCAGUCAGUUUUGAUAUACUUUUCUAGGCAGAGAAAGUUUGGCUGUGACUUGCCCAGACUUGUGGAGCUUUUUGUGGGAGGAGCUACUCUAUUGACAGUCGACUGUACUGUCUGGGGUGUUUUUCAAUGUAAUAUGUUACAUCAUUUGGUGUAUACCUGUUAUAUCCAGUGGUUCCCAAACCUUUUCGACCCAGCUCUUGUUUUGAGAAUAUUUGAGUGAUUUUGAUCAUUUUAAAUGUUUUAUUUUUCUCAGAGAUUUUCCGCUCGCCUGCUCAGGUAUCCAAAUCUGGAGAGAUCCGACUGGAGUAUGGAAAGCAACAAGUAAAGGUAAUAUUGUAAUAUGGACUAUUAUAAACUGGGUGGUUCGAGCCCUGAAUACUGAAAGCCGUGGUAUAUCAGACCGUAUACCAUGACAAAACAUUUAUUUUUAUUGCUCUAAUUACAUUGGUAACCAGUUUACCAAUGUAAUUAGGGGGGGGGGGGGGGGGGGGGGGGUUGUGAAAUAUGGCCAAUAUACCACGGCUAAGGGCUGUGUCCUAGCACUCCGCGUUGCGUCGUGUGUAAGAACAGCGCUUAGCCCGUGGUAUAUUGGCCACAUAUCGGGCCUUAUUGCUUAAUUAUAACACUUAUUGAUUAUUCAAAUACAAUAGGAGGGGUUUUGUGUUUUCCCCCGUAGUGCAUCCUUUUUAACAUAGCUCUUUACAGAAGUGUUGUUGUACAAUGCCCCUAAACCCCUCAAAAGGAGAGAACUAUGUGUUUGAGACUUGAAUUAGAGAACAUUUUAAUAUGUUGAUAUCAUCUUAUUCCUAUCACAAAUUCCAUUGUUGUAGAUUGGCACACAACACAUUGAUUUUAAACAACCACAGGUCAUGUGAAUGAUCCCUUGCGUUCAGUUACUAUCAGUAAGAAGGAAUUUUUCUUUUUCAGGUACCAAUGAAUGAAGAGAAAGAUGAGGGGAGGAGGAAAGUCCUCCACCACAGAAAAGAGGAAUGUGGAACACUCAAGCACUUUCAAGAUCCUGUAAGUUUUAUCUUGUAACCCUCAUAUGAAUACAUUAUCGAAUAGAUUGUGAAUAGAUUGCUCAGAAUGGUAUGCCAACACAUUGAUUAAUAAGUGUAAACAUGAUGCUGAGAUAUACAGCUUUUUCUUCCAGUUCUAUGGGUUGCUGUCAGACUCGGAGAAUGAAGAACCCAUUGGGAAGAGAACCAGAAAUGUGUCUGCGUUUGUUAGAAGAACAAAGAUCUCGGCAGACUUCACAAGAGAGUACUGAAAUCCCCUUGCUUCUAUUAUCAAUGUUUGUUUUAUUUUUUACAUUGAAGGCUGCUUGUAACUGUAAUAAUGUCCUCAUAUAACAGUAAUUAAUAAUCAUGUUGCUAAAUUUUUUUACUUAAUGCUGCAGUAUUGAUUCUUUGCACACAUUUUCGAAGCCUUUGAACGAUUGAUGUUACAUUUAAUGUGUUUUGCACUUUUAAUUCAGUUAUUUACUCAGUCCCCUUUUCCCUCAGUGGUCUACAGACCAAUGUGGUGCAGAGAAGCCAGAGCUGUACUGAUACAGAGGAGGGAAGGCGAAAAAUAAGGGUGGCUACUCAUCUUCCUGGACUGGACAAGGUAUGAAGCUGGGCUUUUAAAGGAAGAUUUUAAUCCCUAAAAUGGUCAGAGCUGUUUGGUUCUGAAGUGCUUAAAGGUCCCGAACAGUCAUUCUGAUUCCCAUGUAAAAUAGUCUUUUGAGUAACUAAAAUACUGUAUCACCCAUAUUUUGGGGGGAUAGAAAAGCUCAAAAUUGUAGACAUGUAUUUUCUCUCAUGGCAAAUUUUUCUCUCAUGGCUGACUACCAGGAAGUUUGAAAAGAGGCUGAGUGGGCUGGGAGCUUAUAUUCAUGAGCUCGCCUUGACUGAGAGCUCUUUGAAACGUCUACGUCAAAAAACUUUUAUGGAGUGUUGGAGUAACAUUUUCUCAAGCAAAUUUGUUGAUACACAAAGCAACUCAAACAACAUUGAAAUUGGCAUGUCUCUUAUGAUGCGGUUCGCAGCAGCACUAACCAAUGUGUUGACAUGACAACUGCGUCAGAGUUUUGAAUGACCCCCCCCCCCCCCCUUUUGUUCCAUGCUGGCUGAAGGGCUAGCCAGUAACUAGCUAACACCAGACACAGAUGAAAGGGGAGACAUAAGUAUCUUUGCUAUAGAUGAAUAGUGUAAACAUUUUUCAUGAGAUUUUGGGUCACUGGCCUACAGUGCAUUCGGAAAGUAUUCAGACCCCUUGACUUUUUCCACAUUUUGUUACGUUACAGCCUUAUUCUAAAAUUGAUUAAAUUAAUGUUUUUCUUUAUCAAUCUACACACAAUACCCCAUAAUGAGAAAGUGAAAAUAGGUUUUUAGAAAUUUUAGCAAAUUUAUGAAAAAUAAAAAAACGAUACCUUUUAUUUACAAACGUUUUCAGACCCUUUGCUAUGAGACUCAAAAUUUAUCUCAGGUUUAUCCUGUUUCCAUUGGUCAUCCUUGAGAUGUUUCUACAACUUGAUUGGAGUCCACCUAUGGUAAAUUCAAUUGAUUGGACAUGAUUUGGAAAGGCACACACCUGAGCAAAAACCAAGCCAUGAGGUCGAAGGAAUUGUCUGUAGAGCUCCGAGACAGGAUUGUGUCGAGGUCAGGGAGGGGACCAAGAACCCGAUGGUCACUCUGACAGAGCUCCAGAGUUCCUCUGUGGAGAAGGGAGAACCUUCUAGAAGGACAACCAUUUGUGCAGCACUCCACCAAUCAGGCCUUUAUGGUAGAGUGGCCAGACGGAAGCCACUCCUCAGUAAAAGGCACAUGACAGCCCACUUGGAGUUUGCCAAAAGGCACCGAAAGGACUCAGACCAUGAGAAACAAGAUUCUCUGGUGUGAUGAAACCAAGAUUGAACUAUUUGACCUGAAUGCCAAGCGUCACGUCUGGAGGAAACCUGGCACCAUCCCUACGGUGAAGCAUGGUGGUGGCAGCAUCAUGCUGUGGGGAUGUUUUUCAGCGGCAGGGACUGGGAGAUUAGUCAGGAUCGAGGGAAAGAUGAAUGGAGCAAAGUACAGGGAGAUCCUUGAUGAAAACCUGCUCCAGAGCGCUAAGGACCUCGGACUGGGCCAAAGGUUCACCUUCCAACAGCACAACGACCCUAAACACACAGCCAAGACAACGCAGGAGUGGCUUCGGGACAAGUCUCCUGAUUGUGGUCCUCUGUAGCUCAGCUGGUAGAGCACGGCGCUUGUAACGCCAAGGUAGUGGGUUCGAUCCCCGGGACCACCCAUACACAAAAAUGUAUGCACGCAUGACUGUAAGUCGCUUUGGAUAAAAGCGUCUGCUAAAUGGCAUAUAUAUAUAUAUAUAUAUAUAUAUAUUUUUUUUUUUUUUAAGUCUCUGAAUGUCCUUGAGUGGCCCAGCCAGAGCCCGGACUUGAAUCUGAUCGAACAUCUCUGGAGAGACCUGAAAAUGGCUGUGCAGCAACGCUCCCCAUCCAACCUGAGAGAGCUUGAGAGGAUCUGCAGAGAAGAAUGGGAGAAACUCCCCAAAAUACAUGUGUGCCAAGCUUGUAGCGUCAUACCCAAGAAGACUCGAGGCUGUAAUCACUGCCAAAGGUGCUUCAACAAAGUACUGGGUAAAGGGUCUGAAUGUGAUAUUUCAGUUUUUUAUUUUUAAUACAUUUGCUAAACUUUCUACAAACCUGUUUUUGCUUUGUCAUUAUGGGUUAUUGUGUGUAGAUUGAUGAGGUAAAAUAAACAAUUUAAUCAAUUUUAGAAUAAGGCUGUAACGUAAUAAAAUGUGGAAAAAGUCAAGUGGUCUGAAUACUUUCCAAAUGCACUGUACACACAAUACCCCAUCAUUUCAAAGUGGAAUUAUGUUUUUAGACAUUUUUACAAAUGAAUUAAAAGCUGAAAUGUCUUGAGUCAGUAAGUAUUCAACCCCUUUGUUAUGGCAAGUCUAAAUAAAUUCAGGAGUAAACAUUUGCUUAACAAAUCAAAUCAAUCAAGUCAUUGUGUUUCUCACAUGUGCAGAAUACAACAGUUGUAGACCUUACCGUGAAAUGCUUUCUUACAAGACCUUAACCAAUAAUGCAGUUAAGAAAAUAGAGUUAAGAAAAUAUUUACUAAAUAAAGUAAACAAUUUAUAAUAAUAAUAAACAUUAAAUCAAUAAAAAAGUAACACAAUAAAAUAACAAUGAGGCUAUAUACAGGGGGUACCGGUACAGAGUCAAUGUGCGGGGGUACAGGUUAGUCCAAGAUAAUUUGUUCAUGGUCCUCUGUAGCUCAGUUGGUAGAGCACGGCGCUUGUAACGCCAGGGUAGUGGGUUCGAUCCCCGGGACCAGCCAUACACAAAAAUGUAUGCACGCAUGACUAUAAGUCGCUUUGGAUAAAAGCGUCUGCUAAAUGGCAUAUUAAUGUAGGUAGGGGUAAAGUAGGGGCAUAGAUAAUAAACAGCGAGUAGCAGCAGUGUAAAAACAAAGUGGGGGUUGUCAAUGCAAAUAGUCGGGGUAGCCAUUUGAUUAAUUAUUCAGCAGUCUUAUGGCUUGGGGGUAGAAGCUGUUAAGGAGCCUUUUGGACCUAGACUUGGCGCUCCGGUACCGCUUGCCGUGCGGUAGCAGAGAGAACAGUCUGUGACUUGGGUGACUGGAGACUUUGACAAUUAUUUGGGCCUUCCUCUGACGCCGCCUAGUAUAUAGGUCCUGGAUGGCAGGAAGCUUGGCCCAAGUGAUGUACUGGGACAUACUCACUACCCUCUGUAGCACCUUACGGUCGGAUGCCGAGCAGUUGCCAUACCAGGCGGUGAUGCAACCGGCCAGGAUGCUCUCGAUGGUGCAGUUAUAGAACUCUUUCAGGAUCUGGGGACCCAUGCUAAAUCUUUUCAGUCUCCUGAGGGGGAAAAGGUAUUGUCGUGCCCUCUUCACGACUUUCUUGGUGUGUUUGGACCAUGAUAGUUUGUUGGUCAUUUGGACACCAAGGAACUUGAAGCUCUCGACCCGCUCCACUACAGCCCUGUCGAUGUGAAUGGGGGCGUGUUCGGUCCUCCUUUUCCUGUAGUCCACGAUCAUCUCCUUUGUCUUGCUCACGUUGAGAUAGAGGUUGUUGUCCUGGCACCACACUGCCAGGUCUCUGACCUCCUCCCUAUAGGCUGACUCAUCAUUGUCGGUGAUCAGGCCUUCCACCGUUGUGUCGUCAGCAAACUUAAUGAUGGUGUUGGAGUUGUGCUUGGCCACGCAGUCAUGGGUGAACAGGGAGUACAGGAGGGGACUAAGCACGCACCCCUGAGGGGCCCCUGUGUUGAGGAUCAGCGUGGCAGAUGUGUUGUUGCCUACCCUUACCACCUUUUAUAAGGAGGAUGGGAUCCACCCAAAUCAUUUGGGUUCCUGGAUCCUUUCACAGCAUUAUAAGGCUGCAUUGAGACAAUGACACAAGCCCAGCUCAGCUAAUCCCUACCAUUGUGAUGCAGAGUUGUCAAAUGCUCAAUUGUAACGAAGCCACUCAAAUGUAACGAAGCCACCGGAGUUGCUUACCAAGAUGACAUUGAAUGUUCCUGAGUGGCUUCGUUACGUUUGACUUAAAUCGGCUUGAAAAUCUAUGGCAAGACUUGAAAAUGGCUGUCUAGCAAUGAUCAACAACCAACUUGACAGAUUUGGAAGAAUUUAAAAAGAAUAAUGUGCAAAUAUUGUACAAUCCAGGUGCGCAAAGCUCUUAGAGACUUACCCAGAAAGACUCACAGCUAUAAUCGCUGCCAAAGAUGAUUCUAACAUGUAUUGACUCAGGGGUGUGAGUACUUAUGUAAAUGAGAUAUUUCUGUAUUUCGUUUUUCAUAUAAUUUGCUCAAAUUUCUAAAAACGUGUUCACUUUUGUCAUUAUGGGGUAUAGUGUGUAGAUAGGUGAGAAAAAAUAUAUAUUUAAUACAUUUUGAAUUCAGGCUGUAGCACAACAAAAUGUGGAAUAAGUCAAGGAGUAUGAAUACUUUCUGAAGGCUCUGUAUACAAACCACGCCCCUCCGCAAACACGCCUUCUCUGCUGUUGGUUACAAGGCGGUACUUAUUUAAAUUAGGUAAGAGAAUAUCAUGUUACCAUUGGUGCAUAAAAAUUAGAGUUAGGGUGAUGUCCAAUGUUCCCUCUAAGGUGCGUGCGUGCAUGGACGCGCACCGCCUCCAGGACUGUCGCGCAGAAGAAAUGCCAGUCCGCGCAGAGGUGCAAGAGAUUGAACAUCACUGAGUUCACCCCAUUAGUUUGCAAUAUAUAAAUCAAUGUUUUUUUUGUGUUCAAAUCAACAUUAUAUCAGUCCCUUUUCAAUGCAACAAUCCAAGAUUGAGUCUGUGAUUUUGUUGUAAUAAUAAUAAUAAUAAUAAUAAUAAUAUGCCAUUUAGCAGACGUUUUUAUCCAAAGCGACUUACAGUCAUGGUAGGCAGAGCCAGAGCGCAAUGGAGUACAAUUCGGCCGGGUAGCCCAUGAGAGGUCUUUCAAUAACCUGCAAGUGAAUUCAUGCGCUUUUUAGAUCAGAGCCGCGUGUGUGAACAUUUGUUGAUAUUCUUUGCUAGUUAGUGAGUUAUUAGCCCAGUUAUAGAUAAGUAUAGGUCAGCAAUGGGGAGUUACUGCUUCCUACAAGAGCACAAAAUGUGUAGACUACAUUUCAAGCUGUCUUUGAAAAGCCAGUCAGGUAAAAAUCUUAUGUCUUAAUUAAAGGGGCUGUGUUGUAUUUUGAGACAGGCUUGACUAUGUAAAUAAGCCAAUAGGCAGAGGAGUAGCCUACAUUGUCUAAUUCUCUGUAUGGUAAUAAGAAUUAAUUUUAUUUUGUAAUGUGAUUUCUUGCAUUACCUAUUUGGCCCUUGGUGUUACAGACUAAGUAAAAAAUUAUAAUGUUAAAACGUUUUUAAAAGUCUCAUGCAAUGUAGGCCUGUAGACAUUCAAUUUGCUCAGUGCCCCAAAACAUUUGAGGGAACAUUGGUGAUGUCACCCUAUCCCUUUAAUAAACCAACCUCCUUGAAUCUAAGUGUUUGACAUGGGGGAUGGGACCAGUAACUUUAUGAUCAAACUUUAUCAAUGAUUCAAAAUUGAUCAAAUAAUUUUUCAUGCUUUGGUCAUCAUACUUUGAUCUGGUUUCAUUGAAAUAUCAUCCAAUAUGAUUUUGACUGUUCAUGUCCUUUAAAACAUUGCUCUUCUUUUUUUUGUUGGUUUGUUGUCUCUGUACAGGCAAGUAUUGCUCACAGCUACAGUGCAGGAAUCCUUCUGUCCUCUGAGAACAGCCGAUCUCUUUCGGCACCCAUCAUUGUCCAAGACAAGAGGCGUAGCUGGCGAGGUGUCAUCAUGGCUCCAUCAACACCUUUUAUGGUCCCCCAGUUGAAACAGGAGAGGUCCAUUAGCCCAGAGAGCAAUGACAGUAUCUCUGAGGAGCUGAAUCACUUCAAGCCAAUAGUGUGCUCGCCGUGCACCCCACCAAAGCGACUACCUGACGGGCGAGUGAUGGAACCCACAAUUGUGAAGUCCACCCCCCGGAACUUAUUCCGCAGCCUGCAGAGGCCCACCAGCUAUGAAGCCAGCCCUACUAUCCUCCAGAAAUGGAAGCAGAUAGAGGUGGAUCGUCAGUCUGUCAAAGUGACCUCGAAGGGCACCUUGACCAGCCCCAUGAACAGCCCCAUGUUCGAGGACCUUGUUUUCAAACCAAGCCCCAUAGAGGAGAAGGACAGCAAGCCUUGUAGCUGCACUCUAGCAGCAAAUAAGGGAAAAGAACACUUGGGUAGGUGUGCCAAGACUGCUUCCUCUGAGCAAGAAAAUGAAAGAACUUGUAUACAUAAUAAACAAAGACUGAUAUUUGACCAGGCCAUUGGAGAGACAGCCCUCCAUCAAAAACAAUUCACAAAGUUUCAUACUCCAUUUGUACCUUUAACCAGUGAGGAGACUGUAACAGAAUGUGGCGUUUCUUCUGAGUCUAUGGUGGUACCUGAAUCACAUUGUGGACCAACCUCAAUUCAUCAAAAUCCAACCAUAGUCCCACACAAUAUAAAUGCCAGUGUUAGGGGUUGCAAACUUAAAUCAAAGGACUCACAGGAUCAGAGAAAAGAGUUGGGCAAUAGAAACUGUGCCCAGAACCAACCUACCUCAAGGAGGGGCAAGAAGAGGAGCCAGAAGACCAAACACCUAGAGGAGACAGAGUCUGGACUCAAGAGACCAAGAUCCCAGAGCCAAUAUGGUUGUAAUAUAGAGUGUGCACAGGCUGACCUGUACAUUCAACAGGUACAGCAAGAGAGAGAGGACAGAGAGCUAGCGUUGAAUCUUCAAAGACAGUUUGACAGGGAACAGCAACAAGUAGACAAGCAAAAGACCAGUCUUGACAAGUACUUUCUCCGAUCCUGCAAUGAAAACAGAAUUGAAUGCAAUCCACGCAGAUCAGGAAGAAUUUCCAAAAGGAAUGAGCACUUUAAUUGCAAUUAUUAAAUUGUUAUUCUUGUGCUUUUUUAUAUAAUUCAAUCAGCCAACUUCUUGCAUACAAGAACUAUACUUCUUUUGUUGACCAGGUUCCAAAUGCAGUGCUUUUAAAGAUUAACUAAGCCCUAGCUGGUUUAUGUCAUAAAUUAAUGUUCAUUUUGAUGUAUUCCUAUUAGAUUUAGUUUCUACAAACAUGAUUUUGCUGAAACAUUUUAUUUUCUUCUCGUUUGCAGUUACUCAUGACAUUUUUUAAAUACACUACAUCAUAUUUCUGCAGUUAAUGCACUGAGAAAAAGCAAAAUAUUAUUCACGGCAUGAGGUUGUGUUGAGAUUCAUACUGUGCAGACAUUUGAAAAUCUUUGUGUUCAGGCUCAUGUAUGAUUCUGAUUCUAGCUCAGCCAAGGAUGUGGACACAAGAUCUAGCACUAUUACUUUGUCAGACCCUUCAUUCAGAUUCCCAUUAACCCGGCAGAGUAACAUCCUAUUGAUUUAUUUCAUGAUCCACAUGUUCCUUUCUGCUCCAACGAUGCACUUAGCACCUCUACGUGAUGUUUUGGGAAACACUUGUUACAUCUUUGUGCAUUAGGAAUGAUGCAUUAAAACACUCGUAAAAUGUAAGUUCCAUUGCUGUGAAAACUCCGUUUAUAUCCUUGGCUCAGCUAAAAUAUUUUGCACACAGACAGUGUCCAUUAGCACCUCAAUCGCUCUAUAUCUCAUUGCCUUUCUUAACAUAAUUUAUUUUGCAUAAUUUGUUAUUCUUUUUAGUUGAAGGUAGAUUCAACAAUGUGGUGUUACCAUGAACAGCAGGGCGUCUUGCGACACAAAGAGUUGCACAGAUGAUCAAUUAAGUCAUAUUGAUUGGAUUCUGUCAAUGUUAGAUAGUAUUUGCCAGAGUAGUGGUUAACAUUGCAGAAACCCCAUCAAUACGUUUUAACGAUCUGACAAUCUGCGUAGAACAACUGCAAUGCAGGCAGCCUGAAACGUGUGGGUGUUGAGGUGUACAGCCGCUCACACUCUAAUAUCUAGCUCCUGGUCAUUUUAUAUUGUUGAGUUAAAGGAUCAGUGUGGCCAGGUUAGAUAUACAGUGGGGAGAACAAGUAUUUGAUACACUGCCGAUUUUGCAGGUUUUCCUACUUACAAAGCAUGUUGAGGUCUGUAAUUUUUAUCAUAGGUACACUUCAACUGUGAGAGACGGAAUCUAAAACAAAUAUCCAGAAAAUCACAUUGUAUGAUUUUUAAGUAAUUCAUUUGCAUUUUAUUGCAUGACAUAAGUAUUUGAUCACCUACCAACCAGUAAGAAUUCCGGCUCUCACAGACCUGUUAGUUUUUCUUUAAGAAGCCCUCCUGUUCUCCACUCAUUACCUGUAUUAACUGCACCUGUUUGAACUCGUUACCUGUAUAAAAUAUACCUGUCCACACACUCAAUCAAACAGACUCCAACCUCUCCACAAUGGCCAAGACCAGAGAGCUGUGUAAGGACAUCAGGGAUAAAAUUGUAGACCUGCACAAGGCUGGGAUGGGCUACAGGACAAUAGGCAAGCAGCUUGGUGAGAAGGCAACAACUGUUGGCACAAUUAUUAGAAAAUGGAAGAAGUUCAAGAUGACGGUCAAUCACCCUCGGUCUGGGGCUCCAUGCAAGAUCUCACCUCGUGGGGCAUCAAUGAUCAUGAGGAAGGUGAGGGAUCAGCCCAGAACUACACGGCAGGACCUGGUCAAUGACCUGAAGAGAGCUGGGACCACAGUCUCAAAGAAAACCAUUAGUAACACACUACGCCGUCAUGGAUUAAAAUCCUGCAGCGCACGAAGGUCCCCCUGCUCAAGGCAGCGCAUGUCCAGGCCCGUCUGAAGUUUGCCAAUGACCAUCUGGAUGAUACAGAGGAGGAAUGGGAGAAGGUCAUGUGGUCUGAUGAGACAAAACUAGAGCUUUUUGGUCUAAACUCCACUUGCCGUGUUUGGAGGAAGAAGGAUGAGUACAACCCCAAGAACACCAUCCCAACCGUGAAGCAUGGAGGUGGAAACAUCAUUCUUUGGGGAUGCUUUUCUGCAAAGGGGACAGGACGACUGCACCGUAUUGAGGGGAGGAUGGAUGGGGCCAUGUAUCGCGAGAUCUUGGCCAACAACCUCCUUCCCUCAGUAAGAGCAUUGAAGAUGGGUCGUGGCUGGGUCUUCCAGCAUGACAACAACCCGAAACACACAGCCAGGGCAACUAAGGAGUGGCUCCGUAAGAAGCAUCUCAAGGUCCUGGAGUGGCCUAGCCAGUCUCCAGACCUGAACCCAAUAGAAAAUCUUUGGAGGGAGCUGAAAGUCCGUAUUGCCCAGCGACAGCCCCGAAACCUGAAGGAUCUGGAGAAGGUCUGUAUGGAGGAGUGGGCCAAAAUCCCUGCUGCAGUGUGUGCAAACCUGGUCAAGACCUACAGGAAACGUAUGAUCUCUGUAAUUGCAAACAAAGGUUUCUGUACCAAAUAUUAAGUUCUGCUUUUCUGAUGUAUCAAAUACUUAUGUCAUGCAAUAAAAUGCAAAUUAAUUACUUAAAAAUCAUACAAUGUGAUUUUCUGGCUUUUUGUUUUAGAUUCCGUCUCUCACAGUUGAAGUGUACCUAUGAUACAAAUGACAGUCCUCUACAUGCUUUGUAAGUAGGAAAACCUGCAAAAUCGGCAGUGUAUCAAAUACUUGUUCUCCCCACUGUAUGCAAUAUGUGAAAACUAUUACAGUAAUAUUGUUAAGGGGUGCAAUAUUAACAUGUUUUUUGGAGGGUGAUUUUUUGAUCAAAUUCAAUACCUGUAUGUAUUUUCUGUCAAUCUUAUGCCCACACUUCUACCUCUACACUCACUGUUGCAUUUCUCUCAAAUGAUCUAUGCCCUCUUUUGACUAGUACAAACUAAAAUGUCUCUAUACAUGUGUAUGGCACAGCUUUAUAAAGCUGUAAUACUGCCAAAGCUUAUAGUUUUGAUCUAUAUUAAUUAUGGGUUGACUGCUAUAGUAUGGUAUUAAUUAGGACAAUUGUUUUCUGCAAUAUUUCAAUUGGAGAUUCCAUAUAAAUAUAUCUCAUCAGCAUUGUUAUUUUUCUGAUCUUUGAGUUGUAGUUACUAUAUUGUUUGAGACGCUUAUUGAAAGGGCUAUUAUAUUUUAUUUGAGAAAUGUCUUUCAUAUUCUAUUUGAUUCUUGUUUUCCUAAAGAUGUAUAUUUUUCCAAUGGCAUAUGCCAAAAUAUUAGCUUUAAUGUCCAUUACUACUUAACAUUUUUCAAGUAUAAGAUAUUGCAAUAUUACGUACAUAAUUAUGUACACAAAUACUUGUAUACUUACCUUUAUAUAUACAGUUUAAAUAUGCAGAUGCAUAUUUUAGUAUUGGAGGGGAAGUUAGUGCCAAAUGGAAAUAGGUUAUUGCGAAAUGGCUAAUUUCUGUCGACUGUGUCAUACGAUACAUCUGCAGUUUUUUUGUUUACUUUCCUGAUUAAAGAUUCCUGAUUAAAGAUUAGGUUAUUGAUUCUUUAUAGUAAUCAGAAUGUACCACUUGUAUAGCCUACAUGAUUCAUUGACAGCACUGUACUUUGAAGGAAACAAAACUUGUUCUGAUCAUGUCCAUUCACGUUCUGAAGGAACUAUGAAACACAAUAACACAUUCAAAUACAAAGGAGUGCUGAAUUACUUUUUCUUUUCAUUCAAGCGCUUGUCUUGUUUUAACUUUCACUUUAAGUAUGUAAAGAAGUUGGCACGUAUGUGGUCCUGUAUCGUUUUUUUCUCCAGAAUCUGGUAUUGAAAUGUGAAAUGUUUGAAUGCUGAACGGCUUUCCAAGACAUUGAUUUGACCACUCAACUCAACACAAUGAGAGCAAAGACUUGUAAUCUCCCUCACAUAAUAUUAGUCAUUGGUUUGCAUUUAUAUUUAGACUCAUUGGAGGUCAUACAUAAAACUCUAAAAAUGUUUUAAAUAAACAUGUUAUUAUCACUUUAAAUAAUUCAUUUCAACAUUCAUUUGAACUUGAGUUUCUAGCUAAAUUCAACAAAUCUUACAAUCUUUAAGCUUUUAUUUUUCUUCCUCAAGCUAAUAUUCUUGUAGCUAUAUCUAGGGCCAUGCUUUUUAGUUGUUUUUUUUUAGGCACUUUGCGUUUACCGGUAUUUCCAGCAAUAUCCAAUAGUCUUGAUGUAGGUAUAAAGCUCUAGGAAAUGUUAUUUAAUUGACACAAGUUGUUUCCAAUCAAUAUGGUUGUGUAUUUGGUGGGGAGGAUCACCUAAGCUAAGGGAGGCGUAGCUCUGCAAAUCUUAAUCACACAACACCUAAGAGAAACUCCCUCCAAGUACAUCGGUACCCUAGGUCCCCCCGGCCAUUACUACACCAACAAUUAUUUGCCAUAGAAAACACUAUUAAAGGGUGACUGCACUUCCUGAUUUGGCUUUGUUUUUCAUCAAUGCUCAUUAAGAAAUGCUACCGGGCAUGAUUGAAGGCAAACGAGCGUUGUCUUUGGGGUGUGGUUUGAUGUGGGUGUUUCUUGGGUGUGUUUUUACAAUACAAUCACAACAAACAAGGGCAGUAGUGAGUACAGUUAGUUAUGCUAAGCUAGCUUUGCUAACAAAGUUUUGAAGUUAAGGACUUCUCCACUCCUGACUGACUCACCAUCUCAAGAUGGUCAGCUAAUUCAGUUCUUUGUGUAGGCUAAAGCCUGCGCUGACCUAGUGUUUAGCCAAGCUGACACCACCUAGCUAGCAUAGCCUGGUGAUAGCUGCAGCUGGCUAUCAUAUCUAUACUGAAAAAAUAUAUAAACCCAACAAUUUCAAAGAUUUUACUGAGUUACAGUACAUAUAAGGAAAUCAGUCAAUUGAAAUUAAUUAAUUAGGCCCUAAUCUAUGGAUUUCACAUAACUGGGCAGGGGUGUUGCCAUGGGUGGGCCUUGGUGGGCAUAGGCCCACCCACUUGGCAGCCAGGCCCACCCACUGGGGAAAUCCAUAGAUUAGGGCCUAAUGAAUUUAUUUCAAUUGACUGAUUUCCUUCAAUGAACUGUAACUCAGUAAAAUCUUUGAAAUUGUUGCAUGUUGCAUUUAUAUUUUUGUUCAGUAUACAUCCUUGGCCAGGUCGCAGUUGUAAAUGAGAACUUGUUCUCAACUGGCUUACCUGGUUAAAUAAAGGUGGAAAAAAAAAUAAUAAAAAAAUAAUCCUAGGACAGAGAAAGAUCCAUAACCCCUCCUCGAUUUCAUUGUGAAAUCUAAAAUGAUAUUUUUGGUCUUAAUUUAAGAUUAGGGUUAGGCAUAAGGUUAGCAGUGUGGUUAAGGUUAGGGUUAGGUUUCAAAUCAGGCUUUAAGAAGAUAAAUUGUAGAAAUGGGCGGGGUUUAUGACUUUGCCGCUUGCCCAGAUAGUUGACGACCCUGUGAGCAGGGCGAGCUAAAAUUAGGGGAUAUGAUUAAUCUGGCACGGGCGCCCGGUUUAAAACCCACGGCGAAAUCUGCUCAAACCAAAAGUGACUUAAUUAAGCACGUAGAGUAAUGUGUAGGAUUAUGUAUAUUCACAUGCAAAAGUGACUGCUUUUGAUAAAAAAUUGAAAUAUAUAUUUUAUGGAAAUUAGAUCUUGUCUGUUUCUGAUUGAUGCACCAUGCUGCCUUGUUGACAACAUGACCGAGCGGCGCAGAUUUGCCCGUUCACGUCAUGGGCCAUAGACUGGUUCAGCAUAAUCGAAUCCGCCCAUUGAAUCCUCAUUCUUUGUUUGAACUGUGGGGCUCAAUGAAAACAUUGACCAAUCAUUUGAAACGUCCAAACCGCUUCCGUAAACGUACGUCGUUCCUAGUUAGUUUGGUUGGCUGCAAAAAUUAUAAUUUUAGCCAAUCACAUUGUUCCAGGUCACACACAGCAAAUGUACAGGAAGGAAAGAUGGCAGCCAGAAAUGGGAAGAAUGGUCUACUUGAGAAAGUAAGAAUUAUUUUACACCGUCAUUGUUCAUUUUAUAAGACACAGGGAUCGGAAAUUAAUUCUGUCAUGCUUGGGUCUUUUUCAAUAGUUGGCCGCAUAGCCAAUAUUGUAUUACGCCACGGCAAGCAUGUCUACUAGACAGACCGUUCAUUUUGAGUUUAAGCUAACGUUAACAGUAGUUAGCAAGCUAGUUUUACUUGCUUGAAGGAAAUAAAGGAAUUGCCUAUGCAAAUAACGUGGGCUAUAGCAGUAACGUUAUUUAUAUGUUCUAAUUUCAAGAGGAACGCAGAUCUUAUUUGAAGUGAGGGAAGCUGAUUGACCAGCUAGCUAACUUGGAUAAGCUAUGGCUGGCCUAGCAUGCUACUAGCUAAUAUUCUUCCUGGCUGUUGUUGGCUAGCCAGAUGUUAACACUACGCGCAAGAUAGCUAGCUAGGAAACUAGGCAGCAAAUGCUGACAAACUUCACUAGAUGUAUAAUAGUGACUAGCCACAGUAACUAUUUAACUAGUAAUUCAAUACUGCAGCAAGCAACAAUUUAACCGUACUAUCUUGGAUUGCAUUCAUUGUAACUUAGUGCAAUUGUUUGAAUUAACAAUUGGAGCCUAGAAUCAACUGCUUUUAUUGCUUGGAAACCCGACGUUCAAUUGCAUUCAAUUCUACGUCGGGCAGAAAGAGUGUUUGAAUCAGGAAAGUAUCCUCUCAUGACCUCUACAAGCCUGAAUGUUGAAUACAGUUAUAUUUUAAUGUACUUUACUAGUUGGUCCUUUUUGGCGGUAGGAAUGUGAGACACCAUAUCCACAGGAAAGUAGUGCUGAGCAAUUAGCUUGUCUUUGAGGUCGGUUCGAUUGUAUUAAAAAAGAAUCAGUUUUCAAUGUAGUUUUUUGGGGGGGUUAAUAUAUAUAUUUUUUAAUUAUGUAGCUUUUUAAUGGUAAUUCCAAUGCCAAAAAUACACUAAAAGUAUAUGGACACCCCUUCAAAUUAGUGGAUUUGGCUAUUUCAGCCACACCCAUUGCUGACAGGUGUAUAAAAUCGAGCACACAGCCAUGCAAUCUCCAUAGACAAACAUUGGCAGUAGAAUGACCUUACUGAAGAGCUCAGUGACUUUCAACGUGGCACCGUCAUAGGAUACCAACUUUCUAACAAGUCAGUUCGUCAAAUUUCUUCCCUGCUAGAGCUGCCCCUGUCAACUGUAAGUGCUGUUAUUGUGAAGUGGAAACAUCUAGGAGCAACAACGGCUCAGCCACGAAGUGGUAGGCCACACAAGCUCACAGAACGGGCCUGUUGAAACGCAUGGCGUGUAAAAAUCGUCUGUCACAGUUGCAACACUCACUACCAAGAUCCAAACUGCCGCUGGAAGCAACGUCAACACAAUAACUGUUCGUCGGGAGCUUCAUGAAAUGGGUUUCCAUGGCCGAGCAGCCGCACACAAGCCUAAGAUCACCAUGCGCAAUGCCAAGCGUCAGCUGGAGUGGUGUAAAGCUUGCCGCAAUAUGACUCUUGAGCAGUGGAUACGCCUUCUCUGGAGUGAUGAAUCACGCUUCAUCAUCUGGCAGUCCGACGGACGAAUCAGGGUGUGGCGGAUGCCAGGAGAAAGCCCCAAUGCAUAGUGCCAACUGUAAAGUUUGGUGGAGGAGGAAUAAUGGUCUGGGGUUGUUUUUCAUGGUUCGGUCUAGGCCCCUUAAUUCCAAUGAAGGGGAUCUUAACGCUACAGCAUACAAUGAUAUUGUAGACGAUUCUGUGCUUCCAACUUUGUGGCAACAGUUUGAGGAAGGCCCUUUCCAGUUUCAGCAUGGCAAUGCACAAAACGAGGUCCAUACAGAAAUGGUUUGUUGAUCAGUGUGGAAGAACUUGACUGACUGCACAGAGCCCUGACCUCAACUCCAUCGAACACCUUUGGGAUGAAUUGGAAGCUGACUGCGAGCCAGUCCUAAUCGCCCAACAUCAGUGCCCGACCUCACUAAUGAUCUUGUGGCUGAAUGGAAGCAAGUCCCUACAGCAAUGUUCCAACAUCUAGUGGAAAGCCUUCCCAGAAGAGUUGAGGCUGUUAUAGCAGCAAAGGGGGGACCAACUCAAUAUUAAUGCCUGUGAUUUUGGAAUGAUAUGUUCAACGAGUAGGUGUCCACAUACUUUUGGUAAUGUUGCGAACAAAACAUUGAAAAUAUUUCAUUGUCUCUUUCUGGCCCACAUAGGGUAGACAUCAAUCGAAAAAUAGGUGCCUUUUGGUAAACUCCAAGCGAGCUGUCGUGCCUUUUUACUGAGGAGUUGCUUCCGUCUGGCCACUCUACCACAAAGGCCUGAUUGGUGGAGUGCUGCAGAGAUGGUUGUCCUUCAGGAAGGUUCUCCCAUCUCCACAGUUCAAUUUCAAGUCAUAGCAAAGGGUCUGAAUACUUAUGCAAAUAUGUUUUUUUUGUGGUACUUUUUAUUCCUGUUUCUCCCCAAUUUCGUGAUAUCCAAUUGGUAGUUAGUCUUGUCCCAUCGCUGCAACUCCCAUACAGACUCGGGAGAGGCGAAGGUCAAGAGCCAUGCGUCCUCCGAAACACGACCCUGCCAAGCUGCACUGCUUCUUGACACACUGCUCGGUUAAUCCGGAAGCCAGCCGCACCAAUGUGUCGGAGGAAACGCCGUACAACUGGCGACCGAAGUCAGCAUGCAGUCGCUAGAGCCACAAGGAGUCGCUAGUGCGCGAUGGGACAAGGAUAUCCGGGCCGGCCAAACCCUCCCCUAACCCGGACGAGGCUGGGCCAAUUGUGCGCCGCCUCAUGGGUCUCCCGGUCGCGGCCGACUGCGACACAGCCAGGGAUCGAACCUAGGUCUGUAGUGACGCCUCUAGCACUGCGAUGCAGUGCCUUAGACCGCAUUUUAGAAUAAGGCUGUAACGUAACAAUAUGGAUAGUCAGUGGAUCUGAAUACUUUCCGAAAGCACUGUGUAUAUUUAUUUAUUUAUUUAUUUAUUUAUUUGUUUUUUGCUCAAAGCUUGGGGGGUCAAAUAGGGGAACCCUGCUGUACUGUUUCUAGUCAAACUAUUUAGCUAGCCUGCCUAAGCAUGCUGCAGAGCUGUCUGACAAUCAUUUGCCUAGUUACAUUUUAGUCAUUUAGCAGACGCUCUUAUCCAGAGCGAUUUACAGUUAGUGAGUGCAUACAUUUUCAUACUGGCCCCCCGUGGGAAUCGAACCCACAACCCUGGCGUUGCAAACGCCAUGCUCUACCAACUGAGCUACACAGGAUUACUGCUAGGUACUCUGACAGUUUGUCAAGAACAUGUGGUAGCUAACAAGCUUGUUAAUUGUUUACAAACAAAUGAGUGCAUGUGCUAGAAAGCUAAACAGCUACCUAGCUAGGACUCGUUUUGAAAGUUGAAUCAUUUUAUAUCCUUUGAGGCUUUAAAAGCGUUCUUACCCUAUGAUUUUUAACAUUCAAAGCAACUGGGAAACGUCCAUGGCAGGCAUUGUCACCUUAGCAUGCUACAUAACUUCUGAGUGAUAGGAAGCACAAGCACACCCCACCAAUCAGCCUACACCACUGCACACACACCCCUUGUUACUAUGACAACUAGCAUAGCCUUGUCAGCGAAUGACUGCUGUCUGAACACCACACACACACACAUCCGAUUUGGUCACUUAUAACUUGAUGUUUUGACAGUCAGUAGUCCAAAACCGAUUUGAAAAACAAAACUGAUUUGAGCAUUAAGGCCUGCGGUGUGAAAAAGGUGUAAUUGUCAUCUAACAUGCCCCUGCAAUAGGAGUUUGGUACAGGAGGAGGAAACUGUCUGUCAAGAACUGUGUUGCUCAUACUAUUGACCAUUGUCAUUUGUUUACAGUGGAGGAUUGAUGAGAAACCUGUGAAGAUUGACAAAUGGGAUGGUGCAGCUGUCAAGAAUUCUCUUGAUGAUGCAGCGAAGAAGGUUUGAAUACAGUACAAUGAGUACACACAGACAAUGAUUAGUUGAUUUCAAUAGUCUCUUGUAUGUUAAAGUGUAUGGUUUUGACAUUUUACAUCUGUUUUGAUAAUAUUUUUCCCAACAUUCAUCAGGUGCUCUUGGAGAAGUAUGGUUAUGCCGAGAACUUCAAUCUCGUAGAUGGACGUCUCCUCAUUUGCACAAUCUCCUGCCUCUUCGCCAUCGUAGCUUUAAUUUGGGACUUCCUUCAUCCAUUCCCUGAGUCCAAGCCAGUCCUGGCAAUCUGUGUCAUAUCAUAUCCUUUAAGGGAAAAAUAAUACAAUUACUGCUUUGUCACAAUAGCAGACAUGCAUAAAGUUGGCAUGAUUGCCUACAGUUUGAGGUAAUUUUGUACUCUGACUGCCACCAUGAUUCCUCCUCACACUUACCACUGUACAAUACGCCCAUCUACAUCAUCCAACUAAAGUUAGCAAAUAUUAAUUGUGGGAUGUGUGUGGAGGAAUGAUGGCAGUGUUCAUUCUGCUUAAUGAUGUCAAACUGUGCCAUCGUUGUGCACGUAAACUUUGUAAUUUAAUCUCUACAUUCCAUUGGUGUAAUGCAAUCGUAACACAACACAGCCUAACAUUACUUUAUUGGUUUUAUAAAACAAUUCAUCCAACUGUAGAUAUUGCUUUAAUGUAAUUUAUGUCCAUUUGGAUAUUUACAGACUGAUGCUGAUAACAUGUUUUUGAUAGGCUAUUAUUACUCUCCCCAAAUCUUGAAUUACCCAAAUGUACAUUCUCACGGCUUAGUAACUUAAUGGACAUUUUUGGAAGGACAAUUAUCAGAUUCUGGAAUUUAUAUAUCCACGUUUUCCCUAACUGAUCCUUACGUAUUUCAUAAUGAUGGGCAUUCUAACCUUAUACACCUCCUACCAAGAAAAGAACAUCUUCCUCGUUUCUGUCCAGAAAGACCCCGCUGGCAUGGACCCUGACCACACCUGGCAACUUUCAUCUAGUCUGAAAAGGUAUUUUUUUAUGGUUUACAUUUAGUGGGGAAAAAAUUGGUACUGUAUUUGGUACUAUCACAUUUUCUGAGAGAUGAUGCCUGGUAAUGUUUAAAACAUUUUUAUCUUGAUAUUGAAGCCAUCCUAGCAAAUUGUUUUCUUGUUUUAAUUUCCAAGUGUUGACUGUGUGUUGUGACUUCUACUCUCUGCAGGUUUGAUGACCAGUACACACUAAGAGUGUCCUUCACAGAUGGGAAGUCCAGACACACGCGGGAGCAAGAGAUCACAAAGUCUGUGGGUGCUUUCUUUGACGGGAACGGAACGCUGGUCAUGGACCAGUUUGAAAAGUGUGUGUCAAAACUCCAUGACAACUUGGCCACUGAGAAGAAGACAAAAUAAUAAUGAUCAGACCUUCUUUACAAAGCUGCACCACAUCGGCAGAAACUGCAGUAGUGUGCACUGGUAUUGUACGGUCCUGGGUGCAUUUGUAUUAGCUAUUGGUUGUUAUAAAAGUCUGCACGCCAGCAUUUGUUGUCCAUUGUUUAAUUUGUUCAAUACAUUUUAUGACGGUUGUCUAUUAAAUUCUUUCCCCUAUGUUUACCUUGAUACAAGUUUCAUCUAGACAUUGCUUUUAAGGACCCCUAAGACAACUCAAAACAAAGAUUAAUACAAUAUUUUUUGCGCCGCUCAAGUUUUCAUCUUUACCCUUGAAUGGCCGUUCUAAAAAUGAACAGACAUUGGUCUUUGACUUUUCUUUCCCAUAUUUUAUGCUGUAGGACAAAGCCUUACAUAAUGCGUGCAGUGAAUGACCAGAUCAUUAUUGUUGGAAAUUAUGUAAAAUAUGUUAGUUUUUUUGUCCUGAAAGCUUUAUUCAAUGUAACUACUGUCCUUUUAAAGCUUUGCAAUUAUACAUAUAUUUUUUUUUUAUGGAUUUUGUUACUAUGGAUCUAGUUACAUAAGGCUUUAAAGGGCAAAAUAAACUAUCUGAAAAGGGACUGUAUCCACACAUUUGGUAGUCGUCACCAUGCCUCUUCAAUACAUGGUUUGGUGGAAGUAGUUCUUUAAAGUUGGAAUCCGUUUCAGUGAAACUGCCAUGUCCUUUUGCGAUAUUACGACAACAAAGAUGUUAUUUCGAACAAUGUUUUUUCCCCCCUCCAGAUAUUGCACAUCACUGCACGCGUGAGAGAACAGCAGAGUAUGUGCUGCAAUUUUAUUUUGUAUUUUUUUUAAAUGUAUGUUGCUGGAUGCUCAACUCCUUUUCAAAAACAAUAAACUGCCUGGGGGUGACCAGUGGCGCUGUUUCAGCUUUAAAGCAGGGAUAAUUGUUUUCAUGUACAUGUUUUGUCAACGGUUUGAAAAUAAAAUAGUAUUGAUCAGAUAUCCUCACUCAGGAGUGCAUGACCAUUUGAGACUUAAUUUAUAUUGUAAAGGUUGGAUGAUAUUCCUGGAUACAGUUCAUUUCUCUGUGGUAUGACUUUAAAAAGUGAGUGCUACAGAGACUUAGCCGUUUUUGUCAGUAGAUUUUUGGCUUUCGCAACCUUAUUGUACGUGCCUGUUCAUAUAAGUUUCAAAUAAAGUUAGAAGGCAUUUUUACA